Pezoporus flaviventris is the source of this 1953-nucleotide messenger RNA. It is a transcript of the gene HOXD4, whose product is annotated as homeobox D4. The transcript has 2 exons. The coding region runs from base 1037 to 1750 and encodes 237 amino acids. Gene Ontology annotation, cellular component: nucleus. Lineage: Eukaryota; Metazoa; Chordata; Aves; Psittaciformes; Psittacidae. Gene Ontology annotation, molecular function: RNA polymerase II cis-regulatory region sequence-specific DNA binding; DNA-binding transcription factor activity, RNA polymerase II-specific. The record is from RefSeq and is a predicted model, not a curated record. Gene Ontology annotation, biological process: anterior/posterior pattern specification; regulation of transcription by RNA polymerase II; embryonic skeletal system morphogenesis.
UUUAAAAAAAUAGCAACAAAAAAAAUCCACUAAUCGGUGACUGAAUCUUUUUAAAGAUACUCAUAAAUUAGCCAGAUAUGCCAGACCUUAGCAAAAUUUUCCCAUCAAGGGCUCAGAUCGCAUCCAAAUAUUUACAGCAACAGCAAAAGAGCAGCACUCGCCUCACUGGAAUAGAUUUACUUGUGCUCCUGGAAUGAUACUGAUGAAUGAAGACCGAAUUUAUCUCAUUAAAGCCGUGAUAUUUUUAACUUAAAUAAAUGCCGUCUCUAGUUCAAUUGAUUGAACUUUAGUGGUUAGUGAGCGAUUUCUUGCCAUCUGUAUGGUUUUACAUGCAUACGUGUAUAGCUUUACAUAUAUAGGCGUGCGUUGGCGUCUGUGCGCGCAUACGUAUGCAUGGAGAUACAUAUUGAGCCUUGAAAGUGAAUGAGAAGUUACUGAUUGCCUAAUUUUAUUCAGCAGAACUAAAUUCUGGUAACUUUUGAAUGACCUCUGCGAGACAAAGGCAGAACAGAUCUAUUGUACAACAUAUUACCCUCUUCUUGGAUGGCUUCGCUUUCUCUCGCCUCCUUAUCGGUUUCCUCCCUUUUAACCCCGCUUCAGCUCCUCACUCCGAAUAUUUCUUUCGGUGUUUUACUUAAAGCGAGGUAACAAACCCCGGUGGCGGCCGCAGAUGGGAAAUCUGACGGCACAGCACAGUCAACCGGGGCGGAGGGCCGCCAGCUCAGACAAAAGGCUGGCCCUACCUGCGGGCCAGGAGGAGCACCGCUUCCCCAGGGGUGCCCCGCACCUCGGCACCUGCUCGGGGGGUGCGACCCGCCGGGGAGGGGGGUCACUCGGUUACGGGGAUAUUCUGGGGUGAAAUCGGUGGAAACACUGAGCUGCGGCGAAAUCCGGUGAUGGGCUCCCGGCUCCCCAUUGGCCGGGCCGGUCACAUGCCCGCCUAACUUUAUUCAGUUGACAGCAAGUAGGAGGGCUCUAUGGCAGGGGGAAAAAAGACAACACGAGAAAAAUUAGUAUUUUCUACCUUCAGAAAUUAAUGGCCAUGAGUUCGUACAUGGUGAACUCCAAGUAUGUGGAUCCUAAAUUUCCUCCUUGCGAGGAAUAUUUGCAGAACAACUACCUAGGCGAGCAAGGGGCCGAGUACUACAGUGCCUCGCAGGGCUCUGAUUUCCAGCACCAGGGACUCUACCCACGGUCAAACUACAGCGAGCAGCCCUUUAGCUGUAGCAAUGCCCAAGGCUCUGCCGUGCAGCCGCGGGGUCACGGACAGGAGCAAUCCGGCCCGGCGAGCCACUUCCCCGGCCAAGCAGAGCAUUGUCCACCGCCUCCAAUGCCCAACUCGCGAGCCUGCAGCCAGCAGCCGGCCCUCAAACCCCCCCACGGGUCGGCACUUAAGCAGCCAGCAGUAGUUUACCCCUGGAUGAAGAAAGUCCAUGUUAACUCGGUGAAUCCCAAUUACAACGGAGGGGAACCUAAACGCUCUCGCACAGCUUACACCAGACAGCAAGUCCUAGAACUGGAAAAAGAAUUUCAUUUUAACAGGUACCUGACCAGGCGCCGCCGUAUCGAGAUAGCCCACACUUUGUGUCUCUCUGAGCGCCAGAUCAAGAUCUGGUUUCAGAACAGAAGAAUGAAGUGGAAAAAAGAUCACAAACUGCCCAACACGAAGGGCAGGUCUUCUUCCUCUGGUUCAAACUCCCAUUUACAGACUGGUUCCAAGGACCAUCAGACUGACUUGACAACUUUGUAGAAGAGGUGAAAUUUUCCAUUUCAUCCUUCGCUUCUGACCAGUACUGUACAUAACUGACACUGUCCAAGCAGAACCUGCAUAUAGCAGCUAAGGACUCGAGAAACUGUCAUCUUUCUUUAAGGUACUGUUGUACAAAGGAGACAAAAUGACGCUACUUUGGACUUUAUUUUAUUUGCCUCUGCUAGCACAACCUAAAAAAAAAA